Messenger RNA from Umbelopsis ramanniana AG, 1585 nucleotides. RefSeq lists its product as uncharacterized. The transcript has 4 exons. The coding region runs from base 212 to 1459 and encodes 415 amino acids. The record is from RefSeq and is a predicted model, not a curated record. Lineage: Eukaryota; Fungi; Mucoromycota; Umbelopsidomycetes; Umbelopsidales; Umbelopsidaceae. Gene Ontology annotation, molecular function: D-serine ammonia-lyase activity. Gene Ontology annotation, biological process: D-serine catabolic process.
AGUUGGGCUUAUUUAUAUUUACAACAAGUGAUGGGGGUCCAUGAAACGCAACAAUCCCAAACCCAAAUAUUGAAUAGCCGACAAUGCGGUGUUCGAUAAAUUGACAGUCAUAUGGAUCCCCGAUGGGUAGGACCCUACAACUCAAGCUUCUAUUCUCAUACAUAAAGGUCGACGGGGAGCAGUCAAAGUUAAUCUUUUGAUUAUCUCAACUAUGGUCUUUACUCUGCCCUCCCAAACUACCACUCCUCUCGAGCCUCUUGGCUUCUCUGUUCCCUCCAAGGAGUACUUGGUCAAGCAGUUCGUUGGCAAGAAGCUCAAGGACUGCCGCACUCCCAGACUGGUCGUUGACCGUUCUGUCGUCAAGCGUAACUGCGAGCACAUUGCUGCCGUUGGAGCCAAGAGUGGAAAGAAGAUUCGUGUUCAUAUCAAGACUCACAAGACCAUCGAAGCUACCGAGAUCCAAUUGGACUCUGCCAAAACCGAUGCUAUCGUCGUGUCUACUUUGGCAGAAGCUUACUAUGUGAUCAACUCCCACCUUGUCUCAUCUGGCAAGCUCAAGGAUGUCCUCUUUGGCUUCCCUGUCAGCCCUGACCGAUUUGAUGAUGUCUACCACCUCAGCACCAAGGUUGAAAAGUUCUGCAUUUUCAUUGAUCACGACCAGACUUUGGAUGCUCUUGAAGCAUACUGCCAACAAAGAUUCGGCGAGGGCGGCGCUCCUAAGCUCAACGUGUACAUGAAGGUUGAGUGUGGCAACGAACGCGCAGGCGCCGCUAUCAAUAAUGACGAUUCUGUCAAUUUGGCAAGACGUCUGACCACCUCCCCGCUUUUGAAUGUCGUUGGCCUUUAUACCCACGCUGGUCACUCAUAUGCUUCUCGUGAUACCAAUGCGGCUGUAAACUUCCUCAAGUCUGAGCGUGAUGCUGCUCUUGCUUACAAGAAGUUCCUUGCUGACAACGGUGUCCUGUUUGAGAACAUCUCCAUUGGUGCCACUCCUACAGUCAUGGCCGCUGGUUUGGUUGAUUCUUCUGAAUUGGAAGGUAUCACUGAGCUCCAUGCUGGUUCCUUUGUCCUUAACGACCGUCAGCAACUUGCCACACAGCUUCUUGAUGAAUCUGGUCUUGCUGUCACUGUUCUCUGCCGAGUAGCCUCCAGAUAUCCUGAACGUGGAAGCUUCCUUAUGGAUGGUGGUGCUCUUGGUUUCUCCAAGGAUCCUGCACCCCAAGGUGGAUUCGGAGACAUCGUUGGAAAGCCUCACUGGAAGCUCAACAAGCUUGCUCAAGAACACAGCAUUGUCACUGAAGUUCCCCUUGAAGAAUUCAAGCAUGUCAACGUCGGCGAUGUGUUCCGCAUUGUUCCCAACCACUGCUGCCUUACUGCCGCUUGUUACGAGUUCUUCUUGAUCAUCGAGGAGAAUGGUGAUGAGGUUGUCGAUAUCUGGGUCCCUGUCCGAGGAUGGUAAAUCUGGCACUUGUUCCUCUCUUUGACAUUUUUCUCACUUCCUCAUGCAUAUAUACUUGUACCUUACCGCGUUGAUAUCGCCCUCUUGUCCAAUAAAAACUCAUAUUUAGAACUUAAACAAAAAGAU